Molecule: messenger RNA, 2006 nt
Organism: Aedes albopictus (Asian tiger mosquito)
Lineage: Eukaryota; Metazoa; Arthropoda; Insecta; Diptera; Culicidae
Product: tetraspanin-18
Exons: 8
Coding region: 599-1408 (269 amino acids)
Cellular component (GO): plasma membrane
Source: RefSeq, a predicted model, not a curated record
CCCCAGCGCGCGUCCAGUCAGUUGCGUGUGAUCGUCGGGUGAGGUUGUGCAUAGUAGCCGUUCCGUUCGUCUCUUCUGCCUACAACAGAACACGCGCGCGCGUCCGCGUCCCAUUCGUUCGGUUCGUUCCAACCAACAGCAUUGUUUGGUUUGCUUUCGGGCUCGUUGUUUUUUGGCGGUGGUGGCGGUUUGGAGAUCCAGUUCCCCUCUUUUGAAAGAGCGUCGUCCGUUUGUUGGUUAGUGCUUUUGUAGGGACGAUCGGUCCCUCGUUGCUGUGUUUAUUGCUCGCUCAUAUGCAGAGGAUCGUUAUUGCUUUCAGAGAGACGACUAAACAGAGUGUGAAGCGACAGGCAGCAGUUGAUUACAGAAGUUGAAACGUGACAUCGUGAUACAAAAGUCUGAGUGUUGAUAGCUACUUCGGCGGUUUUAAGUGAUUAAGAUCAAUCUACAUCGUAGCUGUAGUGUCUUGCGAUCAAAGGGCAACUUCAUUGCUGCCGUCUCGUCGCGUUGCCGCAAAUAGCAGCAACAGCAGCCGAAUCAUCAUCACCAUCUUCAGUUGCAGCGGAAAACCCGAACCCGUCGCAUUCCCGCGCGCACCAUGGGGUGCGAUUGUGAGUCAUGCAUAGCGAAAACGCUACUAUCAGUGUUCAAUUUCGUGUUCUUCGUUCUCGGAUCGAUUGUUCUAGGUGUGGGAAUAUGGCUCGUGGCAGACAAAUCAUCGUUCAUCGCGCUAUUGAAAAUGGUUGAAAGUGAUCAGCUGGAGCACUUUACACAACCGGCGGUGAUAGAACAAUUGGCGUACUUUCUGAUCGCCAUCGGAGCGAUCAUGUUUUUCCUCAGCUUCCUCGGGUACUGCGGAGCGAUACGGGAAAGCCAGUGCCUGCUGACUACGUAUGGGCUGUUCCUGAUAGUGAUAUUGAUUCUGGAGGUGACUGCGUGUGGCCUAGCAGCUGCCUACAAGGAGAGCGCCAAGACGGAAACGAAAAACUACUUGCAGACCACCAUUUCCAAGUACUACUCGAGCAACGAUCGCAACCAGUCCGAUGCAGUCACGUUGAUGUGGAACUAUCUGAUGUCCGAGAUGCACUGCUGCGGGGUUGACGAUUAUCGGGACUUCAACCUGUCGGACAAGUGGAACGAGAGCAAGGGCAGCCGGGUCAUCCCGGAGGCGUGCUGUAUGCAGACGACGCUGUUCGAUCUGCUGGACAAAAAUUGUCCCUACUCGCCGUCGGAUAGCAAUAGCUACUACAAGAAGGGCUGCUACAAUGCACUCAUCGACUGGAUAAUGUACAAUCGGAAUCUGGUAAUCAUCGUGGCCAUCGGAGUCGGUUUGGUGCAGCUGUUGGCGAUAUUCCUAUCGUUCUGUUUAUGCAAAUCAAUCGAAAAGUAUCGAGGAAUGCGACUGUAAACCAUCACAGUUGAAGGUCAUUCCCCGGGGAGCACAUCACAAAUCGGAGAUCCAAAUGUAAAUUGCAUCAUCAAUCAACUAUGAAGGCGGAGGAGGGUGACGACCAUAGGCUGGUUCUGAGCGCGGAGAUUUGAAUCUCGAGCGAUAUCGGUGGAAUUAUAUGUUCAAAAGAAAGAUGCAUCAUCGUGUAUUUAGAUAAGUAACCGGCUGUUCGAUCGGCGAGGAAGGUGAUCGAACGUACAAGUGCACUUUUACUAUACACAAGUAAACUAUAGGAGUAUAGAGAUACCGCUGGUCGACGCAAACACUCGAGACAGUCAUUCACAAAAGUAGCGGUUAAGUUUUCGAGGGGCGGAGAAAAGUUUUCUGUUUCGAUCUUUGGUUUUAUUUUUGUUGCGUUUAGCGGCAUCGAGUAAAAAGCGAGUAAAUGUAUGGAAAACAGUGGAAACGUGGAUUUUUACACAUCAUGCUUUAUUGAGACAUCAUCUAAAAUCUACCAUAGGUUGUGUAGUAUAAAUUCGAAUAUUCGAUUUUAUAGUUACGAUAAUCAAUUGUUUUUUGUUUAUAUGUAGAAAUAAAUAAAAUAAUUUAAUACAAA